GCAGCUGCGGAGGAUCGCUUCCGGGAGGCGGGUCAGCGGAAGUGAGGGCGGUUGAGGCUGGGCGGCCCAAGGUGGAAGGAGGGGCCGUGAGGUGAGAGAGUCCGGGAGCCCAAGCCUGAGGUGAGAAAGAUUCUAGGGCAGCGCGGAGGCGGGAGCGCGACCUUCCAGCCCGUUAGUAGACUCGGUCUACGUGCCGGGCGCUGUGCGGAGCCCGCGGCUCCUGUUCCCGCGCGAGUUCUCGCGGGAGCCGCAGCUGUCCGUCUCACUUGGCCCGGGGGAAACUGAGUCCCCGAAGGGUAGUUGCUCGUCGGAGUUCCCCAGCAAACAGUGACCAAGCCAGACCUCAGGCUUCUAGUUUCGGCUUCGCUGCUUGACGGGCCGGGCUGCCCCGCCGCGCAUUCUGAGACCUGGCCGUGGCUCGGAGGCUUCCGCGCACUCCGGUCCGGGUCCUGUGGGUCCAAGGGCCGCUGGGCAGGCGGCGAGGACUUGGCCGACCUUGGUCCAGGUCGGGUCGUCUGCCGCUGAGGAGGGGCGGCGCGCCCUGGCCGGUCCCCUCGGGGAGAAGGUCCGCGCGGGUCUCCGGCCACUGCUGCGCGCGGCAAAGUUUCACUGAGCGCGGCGGCCUCUGUGGGGGCCCCCGGGACCAGGGGUGCUGAGCGGGGCCCUGCGCUGGAGGAGCUCCCGUUCUGCUGAGGGGACGCCUGUCAACAGACAGCAACGGCAGCCUCCGGAGGGCUGCGGGGCGCAGAGGUGACAAGACCCACCGGUGCUGCCGGCGAACCGGGGGAAGAUCUUCUAGCCAGUGACACUUGGGGGCGGGGGUGACAGCUGAGUUGGUGUUCCCCUUCAUUCGUUUAGUUCAGCGCGUUAAAGAGCUCACUGUGUCCUAGGCAGACGUGCUGUGCGCGGGGAUCACAGUUAUCUAGUUCCUCUCGCGAGGACUCCGAGGGACAGGCAGGGUGCUGCGGAGCGCACAGGAAAGGACCUGACCCUGUCGCAGGGAAGGAAGGUGAUGCUUGAGCUGAGCUCUGAGGAAUGAUGAAGAAUGAGCUCGGCGAAGGGGGUGCUGGUGUUUGAUGCAGGGCUCAGAGGUGGGCCCAGUGUUGGGGGUUGAGGGCCAGUGUCGCUGGAGGGCAAGGGGGAGAGCAGGAGGGCUGGCUGCGAAGUGUGCAGGCCUUGGUGCUCAGUGAGUGUGGUCUAGAGAGGGCAGAGAAAGAUGGGUUUGGGACUGAUUGUGGAUUUAACCCUGUGUUGGCUCUAGUAAGCCAGUUUUAAACGGAUGAGCGAUGUGAUUAACAGUGUGUUUGGGAAGGAUUCCUCUGGCUGUGUGUGAAGGUUAGGCCUAGCUGGGUCUUUGGAGGUAAGGUCGGAGAGGAAGUGGCAGUAAGCACUGUUAGUGCAAUUUGUGGCCGACACGGACAUUCAGCACAGAGCCUGGCACACAGAGGGACUCUGAUAAUAAAGGCUUGAACUGAGCCGAGAAGAUGGAGCCCACGCAGGAGGUGGCAGGACCUGGACCAGGCUUUGGGUGCUUUGCACUGGCAAGACCACUGAGUGACCUUAGACAAGUGCCUUCCCUUGUCCAACUUCCUUUCUUCACGUGUAUCGUAAAAUGGCCUGAUAUGAAGGAGUCACGCCUCCCGCCUUCCGGAGCUGCCCAGUGGCUGCCUUGUCCUUCAAGUGCAGGAGCUGGUUCAAAUGUCGGAAAUGGAAGCCAGUGUGACCAUCCCAAUCUGGCAAAACAAGCCACAUGGGGCUGCUCGAAGUGUAGUAAGAAGAAUUGGGACCAACCUACCCUUGAAGCCGUGUGCCCGGGCGUCCUUUGAGACCCUGCCCAACAUCUCUGACCUGUGUUUGAGAGAUGUACCCCCAGUCCCUACCCUGGCUGACAUCGCCUGGAUUGCUGCGGAUGAAGAGGAGACAUAUGCCCGGGUCAGGAGUGAUACGCGCCCCCUGAGGCACACCUGGAAACCCAGCCCUCUGAUUGUCAUGCAGCGCAAUGCCUCUGUUCCCAACCUGCGUGGGUCCGAGGAGAGGCUUCUGGCCCUGAAGAAGCCAGCCCUGCCAGCCCUAAGCCGCACCACUGAGCUGCAGGAUGAACUGAGCCACUUGCGCAGCCAGAUUGCAAAGAUAGUGGCAGCUGAUGCAGCUUCGGCUUCAUUAACGCCAGAUUUCUUAUCUCCAGGAAGUUCAAAUGUCUCUUCUCCUUUACCUUGUUUUGGAUCCUCAUUCCACUCUACAACUUCCUUUGUCAUUAGUGACAUCACCGAGGAGACAGAGGUGGAGGUCCCUGAGCUUCCAUCAGUCCCCCUGCUUUGUUCUGCCAGCCCUGAAUGUUGCAAACCAGAACACAAAGCUGCCUGCAGUUCGUCUGAAGAGGAUGACUGCGUCUCUUUGUCCAAGGCCAGCAGCUUUGCCGACAUGAUGGGUAUCCUGAAGGACUUUCACCGAAUGAAACAGAGCCAAGAUCUGAACCGGAGUUUAUUGAAGGAGGAAGACCCUGCUGUGCUUAUCUCCGAGGUCCUACGGAGGAAGUUUGCUCUAAAGGAAGAAGAUAUCAGUAGAAAAGGAAACUGACAACCCUCAGCUCUGCAAACUCAGUCUCAUGCUCCUGGAAUACCUUCAAUAGCUGCCUUCCUCACCGCAGAUGUUUCUGCCUCUUAAGGAUAGAUCUUCUGCAACAGUCUUGCUGACAAGCUAGAGCUUGGACUGAAAGAGAAGAGCUGGAUUAUAUGUUUCCCAGACUUCAAACCCUAGCAGAAGCUAAGGCUUGUGAUUUGACCUGAGACGUUUGUUUCAGGUAAUCAUGUAGAAUGAAGUAUCCUAGUUUAAAGGGUAAGAGAGAAGUUGUUUCUGGUUUUUCCUUGCCCCUGUGUGAAAAUAGGUCCUAAAUGACUGACUGACUUCACUGCAUUAGACCCUAUAACUGGUCUCACAAGAUACUUUGUGCCCAGCUGUCACUCACUCUCAGCAGCUUCCUUGCAGCAGAGCAGGGCUGGGGGGAAGGGGCUAUAAAUGUUUGUAUACAUGUUCACAGGGCACGGAAAAUCUUAUGCUGCUCCGUCAUAAACCUACACCAAUGCCCAGCAAUCACCCUCCUCACUUCCUCGUCUAGAUGUAGAGGUCAGGCUGCUGAACCAGCCGACACAUGGGCUACUGCUGGGAAGCCUGGGCUGUUUUUUUUCUUAAACACAUUUUAUAUUACUGAACAACCAAAUCUACCCUCCACGGCCCUGAGGCCUUAUCAGUUCCACUGAUUAAAAACUUUCUCUUCCACGGACUUUAAGCCCAGUAGGAAAGAGAAAGGAGGAGGGGGAAAGAGCAUACCAUCUUUCUUCCAGGCCCUUGACUGCUCCUUUGGGUUGGGCUAAGGUUUGUAUCUACCACACCAUGCAUGACUCAGAUGCCCUCAGGUCCCUUUCUCUAUGGUAUGUAUACUGCUUGUGUUUGGGUUGAAGCACUACCUGACAUUAAAGGAAGGACUUGGAGAGAGAAUGCA
Messenger RNA from Pongo pygmaeus (Bornean orangutan), 3499 nucleotides. RefSeq names its product mitochondrial fission regulator 1 like (gene MTFR1L). The transcript is spliced from 7 exons. NCBI's taxonomy places the organism in Eukaryota, Metazoa, Chordata, Mammalia, Primates, Hominidae. The record is from RefSeq and is a predicted model, not a curated record. Gene Ontology annotation, cellular component: mitochondrion. Gene Ontology annotation, biological process: aerobic respiration; mitochondrial fission. Bases 1699 to 2577 code for a protein of 292 amino acids.